GACCCCUAGAUUUUCUCGAGCCUCCCCUCACCGCGCACGGUGCGCGGAUCCCCAACGCUCACGAUAACGGCGCGACCAUUAUUCCCUGCACUCCACUCUCUCCGCAAUCUCAAUCCUCCACUCCACUCUGCCGCUCCACUCUCGCCCGCUCCCCAACCCGCCGGCGGCAAUGGCGUCCCUCCGCGCCUCCCUCCUGCUCGUGGCCGUGCUGUGCGCGCUCGCGGCGUCGUCCGCCUCCGCGGCCCGCGACCUCCGCUUGCGCCCUACCCAGUUCGUCGUGCGCGGCCGCGUCUGGUGCGACACCUGCCGCGCCGGAUUCGAGACCCCGGCCUCCACCUUCAUCGCUGGAGCGAAGGUUAGAGUUGAGUGCAAGUCGAGAUCUACUGGGGCCCAGACAUGCAGCUUCGAGGGUCACACCGACCACACCGGUACCUACAACAUUCCUGUGGCCGACGAGCAUGAGCACGAGCUCUGUGAGUCUGUCCUCAUCAGCAGCCCAGACACGGCGUGUGCCAAGACAGUUGCUGGGCGGGAGAGGGCCCCUGUCUUCCUCAACAACAACAACGGCGUCGCGUCCAACGUCCGGUUGGCGAAUGCUCUGGGGUUCGAGAAGGACACCCCUCUGGCUGCAUGCACGCAGAUCCUCAAGAUGUAUGAGGAGGUCGACGACCGCGUCUGAGCACUCCGCGCUCGCUAUCACGAAACAGGUUAAUGUAUUACUAAAGCUGUCGCGUGAAAUGUCGUGAAACAUCGAUCUAUAUGUGUUACCAAGACCAGAAGUAUCGCCGCUUGUGUGCUUGACACUAUGGCGUAGCGCUUGAGUGUGUAUGUUGAUCGCUGGUUCAGGUUGAACCACGAAACUUGUGAGCUAGUAAAUCAGACAUGUUGGUUCAUCUUAGCAGGCUAAUGUUAUGAGAUUGUUGUUUGUCUAA
Molecule: messenger RNA, 932 nt
Organism: Triticum aestivum (bread wheat)
Lineage: Eukaryota; Viridiplantae; Streptophyta; Magnoliopsida; Poales; Poaceae
Product: pollen-specific protein C13
Exons: 2
Coding region: 170-679 (169 amino acids)
Source: RefSeq, a predicted model, not a curated record